This is a messenger RNA of Hibiscus syriacus, 548 nucleotides long. RefSeq names its product histone H4. The transcript has a single exon. The coding region runs from base 79 to 390 and encodes 103 amino acids. The record is from RefSeq and is a predicted model, not a curated record. NCBI's taxonomy places the organism in Eukaryota, Viridiplantae, Streptophyta, Magnoliopsida, Malvales, Malvaceae. Gene Ontology annotation, biological process: nucleosome assembly. Gene Ontology annotation, molecular function: structural constituent of chromatin; DNA binding; protein heterodimerization activity. Gene Ontology annotation, cellular component: nucleosome.
CUCACACUUGCAAACCAUUCUUGUCCUUCCUUCUCAAAUCUAAAACUUUUCUCUAGUUUUCUGAAGCCUUCAUUUUCAAUGUCGGGAAGAGGAAAGGGGGGAAAGGGGCUCGGAAAGGGAGGAGCCAAGAGGCAUAGGAAGGUCUUGAGAGAUAACAUUCAGGGCAUUACUAAGCCCGCUAUUCGUCGUUUGGCUCGCAGAGGAGGAGUAAAGAGAAUCAGCGGCCUGAUCUAUGAAGAAACCAGAGGUGUAUUGAAGAUCUUCUUGGAGAACGUGAUUCGUGAUGCUGUGACCUACACUGAGCACGCAAGAAGGAAGACUGUUACCGCCAUGGAUGUUGUUUAUGCCUUGAAAAGGCAAGGCAGGACUCUCUAUGGUUUUGGAGGUUAAACUUAGCAAUCUUAAUAAUAGAUUUAGCUUUUGGAAUGUUAAGUUUAUGACUGUAGAAUUAUGGAUCUUGGCUAUAGAUCUUUUCUUUUAUGUUGCUGAUGCUGUUGUAAUAUUUGAUAUUUCUAAUAUUGUCAAUGGAUUUAGUUCAACAAUGUUUU